CUCUCUCUCUCUCUCUCUCUUGUAAUUAACUAAGUUCUUCAAACCUUCUCCAAUACCUCUCUCUUCUCUCUCAGCACACAGAAAGUAAGAGAAACCAAUGGCUACUAUGAGAGAUGAGUCCAUUAGAAGAGAAAUCAACUCAAAUCAGAGAAAGGAAGUCAACAAAGGCGCUUGGACAGCAGAGGAAGAUAGGAAACUGGCUGAGGUUAUUGCGAUCCAUGGUGCUAAGAGAUGGAAAACAAUUGCAGCCAAAGCGGGACUGAAUAGGUGUGGGAAAAGUUGUAGGUUAAGAUGGAUGAAUUAUCUUAGGCCUAACAUCAAAAGAGGCAACAUAUCAGACCAAGAAGAGGAUUUGAUACUUAGACUUCAUAAACUCCUAGGAAACAGGUGGUCUUUGAUUGCUGGGAGAUUACCAGGUAGAACAGACAAUGAAAUAAAGAACUACUGGAAUUCUCAUUUGAGCAAGAAAAUAAAGCUGAAGGAGAAACAAGGUGGAGCUUCAACAAGAAGAGGCUCUGAAGUUCAUCUGAGGAGUGUAGCAGAGAAUGCCCAUAUAGAAGUAAGAAGACAAGAGACUACAUCUAGUAAUGAGGGUGAGGACUCAACAAUCAGCUUCAAUGUCGAUGACUUCUUUGAUUUUUCCAACGAAGAUCCUCUGAACUUGGAAUGGAUAAGUAAGUUCCUUGAAGCUUGAUCAAAUGCUAUCCUUUUCUUUGGACUCCAUGAAUUUGAUGCUAAUAUCUGUGUAUGUGAAACAAUAAAUUUUAGAAAACCUGUUCUCUCUAUUCAUGAAACGGUAAGGUUCUUGAUGUUUUUCCUUAGCUCUGCAGCAUUAACCUCUGUUUAAGAAAGUGGAUUUCACCUGUGUUUUCACAUGUCAUAGGAAUCUUUUCCUCCCUUUGUUUGAAGGAACAGGUUGAGGUUGAGCAAACAUAUGAACAAAUUAUUGUCCUUUUUCUCUUCGUAGAUUUACUUCGGUGUGUUCUGUUUUUAUUCCCUUUUGUUUUGUUCAUGGUCUUGAUAUGGCCGCACCAAGAUCAAUACAAGGUUCAGUAAAACGACAGAACACUAGAUCAGAGUAACAUGGCCCAACCGUGAAAGUGAUAACCCUGCCGGGGAAUAUCAUUGUGACGUUAUUGAAAGAUUCCAGUAAAUAAUAUCAAUUCACUUUUACAUCAAUUUAGAAGAGAAUAGUGCCUUGAGAGGCAGCCCAUAUGAUUCCUUACUACGUUCCACCUUGUCCUUCGUCACAUGCAGCUUAGUAGAUUUUUUUUUCUUCUUCUUUCUGAUCGAGAGCUUGAAUUGAAAUUGAUUCCUUGUCCUACGUUCCACCUUAUCUUUGGUUUUCUAUAACAAAAAUGUGCUUUGCAA
This is a messenger RNA of Rubroshorea leprosula, 1371 nucleotides long. The record is from the annotation of a GenBank genome assembly. NCBI's taxonomy places the organism in Eukaryota, Viridiplantae, Streptophyta, Magnoliopsida, Malvales, Dipterocarpaceae.